Messenger RNA from Sporothrix brasiliensis 5110, 393 nucleotides. RefSeq lists its product as uncharacterized. Lineage: Eukaryota; Fungi; Ascomycota; Sordariomycetes; Ophiostomatales; Ophiostomataceae. The transcript is spliced from 2 exons. The record is from RefSeq and is a predicted model, not a curated record. Bases 1 to 393 code for a protein of 130 amino acids.
AUGUGUAUCGUCUUCACGUGCGGCGAGCACACGUUCCGCAAGGAAAUCGAGGGCUACGAGGGCGUCGUCUGCCGCUGCCACAACUGCGGCAACUACAGCGGCCACCCCAUCAAGACACAUCCCUGGUUCACCCUUUGCUUUGUUCCCGUCAUUCCAUUCUCGUUCCACGGCUACGAAGACAUCGCCUGCCACGUCUGCAACUACUCGGAGCCGCUCGACCAACGUCCGGACGUGCUGGCCAUGCGACACGGCGGCGGCGGCCAGGUACCAAUGCAGCCUCAAGGCGGCUACAAACCACCGCCGCAAGGACAGUACCAAGGCCAACAGCAAGGACCACCGCAGCCGCAGCCGCAGCAACAGCCGGGGCAGAACGGCGCCAUGCGGUACGGCUAG